CAUACAGCCGCUUCCUGCGCGAGCGCGAUGUGGCGCAGCUACGGUAACCUGCAGGGACAAGAAUCCCCUGAACGCGAACCAGGCGGUCAAUGAGGAGCGGGGUUCUGCUGGCUGAAGCUGGGAGAGACUGCUAGGAGGGCCCCGUCUGGGACAUGGGGGCAUGACAGGGGUAUAUAGAACCCCCACAUCAGCUGUGUGAGGAGGGACCACAUAGACAGGUCACGAUGAAAACCUUCUCCGAGUCGCACAAGACGGUGUUCGUGGUGGAUCACUGCCCCUACAUGGCAGAGUCGUGCCGCCAGCACGUAGAGUUCGACAUGCUGACAAAGAAUCGCACCCACGGCAUCAUCCCGCUGGCUCCGAUCUCCAAAUCGCUGUGGACAUGCGCGGUGGAAGCCUCUAUGGAGUACUGCAGGAUAAUGUACGAUAUAUUUCCGUUUAAGAAACUGGUGAAUUUUAUCGUCAGUGAUUCCUGUUCCCGGAUUCUGAAUUCUUGGAGUCAGGAAGACCAGAACCUGCAGGAGCUAAUGGCAGCUUUGGCAAUGAUCGGCCCCCCAAACCCUCGUGCGGACCCCGAGUGCUGCAGUAUUCUGCAUGGACUUGUCGCAGCCGUGGAAACCUUAUGUAAAAUCACAGAUUACCAGCACGAGGCCCGGACGGCUUUGAUGGAGAAUGCGGACCGCGUGGCGAAUAGGGGCCGAAUAAUCUGUCUCACCAACGCAAAAAGCGACAGCCACGUCCAGAUGCUGGAAGAAUGCGUAAAUGAAACGAUUCACGACCACAACAAGCUGGCGGCGGGAUCGGAUCACCUGAUGCAGAUUCAGAAAUGCGAACUGGUUUUGAUUCACACGUACCCCGUUGGUGACGAGAGUUUGGUUUCCGAUCGCCCCAGAAAAGAGCUGUCCCCUGCGUUAAGUAGCGAGGUGCACAGUGUCCGCGCCGGACGCCAUCUUGCCACCAAACUGAACCAGCUGGUGCAGCUUCACUUUGACCUCGCGUCCACAACCAUCACCAACAUCCCGAUGAAGGAAGAACAACACGCAAACACGUCGGCCAACUAUGACGUGGAGCUGCUACAUCACAAAGAAGCGCAUGUAGAGUUUGCGAAGAGCGGUGAUGGGCACGUUGGUAACAGUCGAGAACCAAGCCUAAAGGAGACCGUGACGUUGAAAUGGUGCACGCCGCGGACAAACAGCGUGGAGCUGCAUUAUUGCACGGGAGCGUUCCGAAUUUCCCCCGUAGAUGUGAAUAGCAGACCUUCCUCGUGCCUCACCAACUUUCUUCUUAAUGGUCGGUCGGUGUUGUUGGAGCAGCCGCGGAAGUCUGGAUCCAAAGUGAUCAGCCACAUGCUAAGUAGCCACGGAGGAGAGAUCUUCCUGCACGUGCUGAGCAGCUCCCGAUCCAUACUGGAAGAUCCGCCAUCCAUCAGCGAGGGCUGCGGAGGAAGAGUCACGGAUUAUAGAAUUACGGACUUUGGGGAGUUCAUGAGAGAAAACCGGCUGAUGCCUUUUCCGGAGCCCCGGUACCGGAUGGACGGGACUACGGAGGUUCCCCUGGAGCGAGCCAAGGAACAGCUAGAGAGACACACGCGUUACUGGCCGAUGAUCAUCUCUCAAACCACCAUCUUCAACAUGCAGGCUGUUGUACCUCUGGCCAGCGUGAUAGUCAAGGAGUCGCUGACUGAAGAGGACGUUCUGAACUGUCAGAAAACCAUUUACAACUUGGUGGAUAUGGAGAGAAAAAACGACCCGCUCCCAAUCUCUACGGCUGGUACCAGAGGCAAAGGACCCAAAAGAGACGAGCAGUACCGUAUAAUGUGGAACGAGCUGGAGACUCUGGUCCGAGCGCACAUUAACGGCUCGGAAAAGCAACAGCGGGUACUCGACUGCCUCCUGGCCUGCCGGAGCAAGCCGCCCGAAGAGGAGGAGCGCAAGAAACGAGGGCGCAAGAGGGACGACAAAGAGGACAAGUCAGAGAAGAACUCCAAGGAUCAUGAGCACGACAAGAAGUGGCAGGAAUCGGAGAAGGUGAAAUCUGCGAUAGAUCGGGAGAAGGAGGACCUGGCAGAAGCUGAGGUCAUCAAGGAUUCCCCAGACUCUCCAGAACCUCCUAACAAGAAGCCUCGCAGUGCGGUGGAGGACGUGCCGGCCGUAGAGAAGUCCAAAGGCCCGAUGUCUCUGCUGACGCUCUGGACCACGAGAAUCCACGCCGCCAAUUCCAAGAAACACCAGGAGUUUUUCGGCCGCCUCAAUUCCGUCAACAACAAAGCUGAAUUGUACCAGCAUCUCAAAGAGGACAACGGAUCGGACGUGUUGGAGAACGGAAAGCCGAGUCGGCAGUGACCGCCCCGUGUUGUCUGCGGUUUUAUGCUGAACAUUAAAUGCAUAAAUUAACAUUCAGCCAAUCAUCUGUAUAAAAAUACUUUUUAGG
Molecule: messenger RNA, 2430 nt
Organism: Spea bombifrons (plains spadefoot toad)
Lineage: Eukaryota; Metazoa; Chordata; Amphibia; Anura; Pelobatidae
Gene: INTS13
Product: integrator complex subunit 13
Exons: 17
Coding region: 225-2342 (705 amino acids)
Biological process (GO): regulation of mitotic cell cycle; centrosome localization
Cellular component (GO): integrator complex
Source: RefSeq, a predicted model, not a curated record